GUCCGAGGAAGCUUUCAAUUUCAAAAGACAACCAAACAAAGAAAGAAACAACAGAAGCUGGUGUUUAUUGUUAUUUGUUAGAGUUAGUGUUGAGCCUCAAACAACACAACACAGGUUCCUCGCUGGAGGCCAUGGUUGCUCUCCCUUCUGUGGAGUUCAAACCACUGCUCCAACGGGCUUCUUCUCUCUCUAUCUUUUCUCUCUCUAGCACCUUCUCAAACUAAGUCUUAUCGAGUUUUUGAAUUUUUCUUCGCUAAAGGUGAGCUCUUUUGGCUGUGCCUGGAUCUGGGGUUGUCUAGUUUUGGGCGGAUUCUGAUGGGUUUGUGCUGUUUUCACUUGUUAUCCUUGUUUCUUAGCUGUUUUGGCUUCUGGAUGUUGCUGCUUUUGUCGUUUUAGAGUUUAUUAACGAUCAUUCGUGUCUGUUACAAGAUCAGCUUAUUUGGAAAAAAGGGAGAGAGGUGGUCCUGAGUCCUGACUGGUUCAGAUUCAUGGUAUCGUGUGCCUUACGUCGAGUUUCUUUGUCAAAUAUCAGCCACUUUAAGCUUCUUCUAAGAUUUGACUCUGAAAUGGAGGGUUUUGGUGGAUGACAGUUUAAGCAAGACAAUCAAAGGUUGACUUUUGUGUUUAGUAUUCAUAUUUUGUCAAAGAGGCUGUUGCUGUUUCCAGAAUAAGAAGUUUCAACAAUUCAACCAGAGUACUGAUAGGGUAAGUAAAUUAAAUUGUUACUACUCUUUUUGGGUUUGUUGAGGAGUGAGAAAAUUGGUAUGGCUGUUGCCAAGAGCAACAGCAACAGUGGACCUUGUACUUCAUAUAAUUGUUACAAAGUAGCAGGCUUGACUGAAACCAUAUUAGACACAAACCAUACCUCUAAUUUGAAAGAUAGGUACAUUCUUGGGGAGCAGUUAGGUUGGGGACAGUUUGGUGUGAUAAGAGCAUGCUCUGACAAGUUGUCAGGAGAGGUUUUAGCUUGCAAAUCAAUUGCUAAAGAUAGACUGGUUACUUUGGAUGAUCUGAGAAGUGUCAAGCUUGAGAUUGAGAUAAUGGCUAGGCUAUCUGGGCAUCCAAAUGUUGUGGAUCUCAAGGCAGUUUAUGAAGAAGAAGGGUUUGUUCAUUUGGUUAUGGAGCUUUGUGCUGGAGGGGAGCUGUUUCACCGGUUAGAGAAGCAUGGAAGGUUUUCUGAAUCUGAAGCCAGAGUUAUCUUUAGGCACCUAAUGCAGGUGGUUUUGUAUUGUCAUGAAAAUGGGGUUGUUCAUAGAGAUUUGAAGCCUGAGAACAUUCUCCUAUCGACAAGAGCCUCUUCAUCUCCAAUUAAAUUGGCUGAUUUUGGGCUUGCAACUUACAUUAAGCCUGCAGGACAGAGUUUGCAUGGGUUAGUUGGGAGUCCAUUCUAUAUAGCUCCAGAGGUACUUGCUGGUGCAUAUAACCAGGCUGCUGAUGUUUGGAGUGCAGGGGUUAUUCUUUACAUUCUAUUGAGUGGGAUGCCUCCAUUUUGGGGGAAGACCAAAUCGCGGAUAUUUGAAGCUGUUAAGGCUGCUUCCCUUAGGUUCCCAUCGGAACCUUGGGAUCGCAUUUCUCAAUCUGCUAAGGAUUUGAUCAGGGGAAUGCUGUGUACAGAACCUUCUCGAAGGCUUACUGCUCAAGGGGUUUUAGAUCAUUGCUGGAUGGAAAGCAAUCAAACAAAUACUGAACAACUAAGUACACAUAAAAUCCGACGUUGUGAAGAAUGGGAUGUUGGUGGCAGCUCAUUCUCUGCCUCUUUUAUGUCCAGGAAUCAGGACAUCAGCUUUGGCACGGGAUCGCCUACUUGUGAUGCUCAAUCAACUACAUUCACUUGCAGAUCAUCGUUUUCUUCUUUUUUUGUGGAACCGGUUACUCCUUGUUUAAUUUCUGGUGGGUUUUCAUUUCGGAGCACAGACGAUUCAACAAGUUUGGAAUUUUCUUCUCCUGUUGUUCCCUCGAUGCUUAGCUUUUCAUUUCUUAGCCCCAGUUCUGUUGUUGGGAAAAAGAGUUGUAAUUUAGAGUGCUCAGCUAACAUGUCAGAUGUAAAUGCAAUUGCUGGAGAAGAAGCAAGCUUGGGAAAGUUGCUAUUACUACCAGAUUCUCCCCUUUGCGUUGGACUUGAUGUUAAAGAAAUGGAUCGCAAGGCUAUAGAACCUAAAAGAGCUGGUGGAAUGAAUGGACAUAGGGUAUUGGGAAUCCACAGCAAGAGAAAUAGGACAAUUGGACUUGGUGAGUGUGAGCAACUUGACCUUGUGGUGACUGAAUCAGUCAUUCGCUGGUCAUCAUGCACUCAACUCCCUACAUCUUUGAGAUCAUCUCUUGUCUGCUAAAAAGAUAGACUUUUCCACUGAUUAAUGGAAUAGGUUCAUGUUGUGCCUAAAUUUCGGCAUAUCCGUGUAAAUUUUUGCCUCCUCAGAGAAGUGUAUAUGUUUCCUUACUUGCAUUUGUCGACCUCAGUUAGUUUGGAAUAAAAGUGAUGUUGAUAUAGAUUGUCUUCUUGUUGGUGUGAGGUUUAGUUUAGAUUUGGUGAGGGUUUAAUGAUGUGUCUGAUUGAAAAGUGGUGCUAUACUAAUUGCUCACUUUCUUGUUUUUCCUCCUCUUUUUCCGUUCUCAUGUCAUGUACAUUGGGUGUGAGUAAAAGGCUUUCAUUCUACUUAGUUUGUAAAUGAAGUUUGUGUCUUUAUGAUAGUACUUCAGUUAUCUUAACAUUAUGUUUCUUUC
Gastrolobium bilobum is the source of this 2721-nucleotide messenger RNA. Its product is annotated as calcium-dependent protein kinase 26-like. Bases 765 to 2330 code for a protein of 521 amino acids. Gene Ontology annotation, molecular function: ATP binding; calcium/calmodulin-dependent protein kinase activity; calcium-dependent protein serine/threonine kinase activity. The transcript has 5 exons. Gene Ontology annotation, biological process: peptidyl-serine phosphorylation; intracellular signal transduction; protein autophosphorylation. Gene Ontology annotation, cellular component: nucleus; cytoplasm. The record is from RefSeq and is a predicted model, not a curated record. Lineage: Eukaryota; Viridiplantae; Streptophyta; Magnoliopsida; Fabales; Fabaceae.